Molecule: messenger RNA, 5510 nt
Organism: Sphaeramia orbicularis (orbiculate cardinalfish)
Lineage: Eukaryota; Metazoa; Chordata; Actinopteri; Kurtiformes; Apogonidae
Gene: grip2a
Product: glutamate receptor interacting protein 2a
Exons: 24
Coding region: 540-3791 (1083 amino acids)
Biological process (GO): neurotransmitter receptor transport, endosome to postsynaptic membrane
Molecular function (GO): protein binding
Source: RefSeq, a predicted model, not a curated record
CUCACUCCAGCUCUGUUUGAGAGAGAAGGGUUAUGUGUGAGCUCAUGUGAGUGUGUGAACAGGAGAUGAUAAAUCCUCCAGAAAAAGGACUAACGAUUAGUAAGAGAAGCUCAAAAAUGGAAGCACAGCAAGAUGGUAAAAGAAGGAAUGUAGCCUGACCUCCCUGCUUUGAGUCUCAUAGAGGAGAGGAAGCGCAUCAACAGAAGCAACAAAAGAUUCAUAUUUUCCAAGGAUUAAGAAGAAUCACCUCAUUCUGAGCUCUUUUUAAGUUAACAUAGAGAGAGAGGGAAAACGAGACCAUCUGAGGAUCAGAAUUUGUCCUAAGGAGGAGCUCAGGACUUUACAAACAAGGUUUAAAGGCUGAUAAGGCUGGAGUUGGAGCAAAGGAAUGAAGAAACGAAGAUGGUGUUUGUGUUUUAUCUGAGCGGGUGAGACUCGGCCUCUCGAGUCAAACAUCUUUUCUUCAGGUGGAACUUGAGCUCUCUGCCCGGUACUAGAGAUCUGCAGGGUUAUUUUGUGGGUGUGACUUAACUAGAGCCAUGCUGUGUGGUCUGAGGAGAGAUGCCAAGAGCUGCAUUGAUGAAGGACCAUACUCAAAGGGGAGUAAGGAGUCAGGACCAUCUGACCAGUCACAUUGCUCCCAGAGGCGCAGCCUUUCAGCAGACGAGUACAGAGGAGUGACCACCGUGGACCUGAUGAAAAGGGAAGGCAGCAGCCUUGGCCUCACCAUCUCUGGAGGGUCUGAUAAGGACGGCAAGCCCAGAGUGUCAAACCUGCGGCCAGGUGGGCUAGCUGCCAGGAGUGACCAGUUGAAUGUGGGAGACUACAUCAAGUCUGUGAAUGGCAUCAACUUGUCAAAACUUCGCCAUGAUGAGAUUAUCAGCCUGCUGAAGAACAUCGGGGAGCGAGUAGUGCUGGAAGUGGAGUAUGAGCUACCUCCAUUCGUCCAGACCCCCUCAGGACUCAUAACAAAGACCAUAGAGGUCUGUUUACACAAAGAAGGAAACAGCUUUGGGUUUGUCAUGAGAGGAGGUUUUCAUGAAGACUGGCGUAGGUCUCGUCCUCUGGUCAUUACCUACAUCCGGCCUGGAGGUCCUGCCGACAGAGAGGGCACUUUGAAGGCCGGCGACCGACUAUUGAGCAUUGAUGGGAUGCCUUUAAACAGAGAGAAGCACGCUGAUGCUUUGACCAUGCUGAUGCAGAGCGGCCAGGAAGCUCUGUUCCUGAUUGAGUAUGACGUCUCUGUCAUGGAGGCAGUGCAACAAGCCUCCGGCCCUCUGCUGGUGGAAAUAGUGAAAGGUCUUUCUUCCAGCCUGGGGAUCAGCCUCACAACAGCAAUAUACAGGAGCAAACAAGUCAUUAUAAUAGACAAGAUCAAGCCAGCCAGUGUGGUGGAAAGGUGUGGAGCGCUGCACGUAGGCGACAUCCUUCUGUCCAUAGAUGGGACAAGUACAGAGCACUGCUCCCUGAUGGAGGCGACGCAGCUUCUUGCCAGCACCUCCGAUAUUGUCAAACUGGAGAUUCUUCCAGCCAGUCAGAGCAGACUUCCUGUCAGGCCGCAAGAUACAGUAAAAGUGCAGAAGAGCAACCAUCACUGGGACCAAAGCACCAACUACUGUCAUCCCCCACAUGCCAGCCACAGCAAGACAUGGAGCAGCCCCAGCCACCCACACAACCAGCAGGACCACUGCAAAUCUCUGGUGAGUGGUGGCUUCUCCCCUUCCUCCACAGCCACUUCAGGCUUCAGCAGUCAGGGCAGCAACACGCUGCCCUGCCCCGUUCCUCCAGUCGCCCCCACCAGCCCCCGCAGCUCAACGGGCAGGAGGAGGAACAGGAAGAAAGACCACAAGAGCUCAUUAUCUCUGGCGUCCAGUUCUGUCGGCCCAGGGGGGCAAGUCUUUCAUGUGGAAACAAGCGAGGUCGUCCUGAGGGGGGAUCCACUCACAGGUUUUGGGAUCCAGCUGCAGGGGGGUGUCUUUGCCACUGAAACCCUUUCUGCUCCCCCAGUCAUCCGCUUUAUUGAGCCCGACAGCCCAGCUGAGAGGUGUGGACUUCUGCAAGUUGGGGACAGACUUUUGUCCAUUAAUGGGAUCCCGACUGAAGAUGGUACUUUAGAGGAAGCCCAUCAGCUGCUCAGAGACUCUGCUCUAUCCAAUAAGGUCACAGUGGAGGUUGAGUUUGAUGUUGCAGAGUCGGUGGUUCCCAGCAGCGGCACUUUCCAUGUUAAACUGCCCAAGAGGAGAGGAGUGGAGCUGGGCAUCACCAUCAGCGCUAGUAAGAAACCUGGAAAGCCCCUCAUCAUCUCUGACAUCAAAAAAGGAAGCAUAGCACACAGAACAGGCACUCUGGAGCCGGGAGACAGGCUGCUGGCCAUCGACAGCGUCCGUCUGGAGAACUGCACCAUGGAGGAUGCCAUGCACGUCCUGCAGCAGGCCGAGGACAUGGUCAAACUCCGAAUCCAGAAGGAUGAGGACAAUAUCGAUGAGCUGGAACUGUCAGGCUCUAUAAUCUACACAGUUGAACUGAAGAGAUAUAACGGCCCACUGGGCAUCACAAUUUCUGGCACAGAGGAGCCCUUUGACCCGAUCGUCAUUUCCGGCCUCACCAAGAAAGGACUGGCAGAGAGGACUGGGGCCAUCCAUAUAGGGGACCGUGUCCUGGCCAUUAAUGGGGUCAGCCUAAAAGGAAAACCACUGAGCGAGGCCAUCCACCUCCUGCAGAUGGCCGGGGAGUCUGUCACCCUCAAGAUCAAGAAACAAACCGACCAAUCAGAUGUCCGCCAGCGACUGGACAGAGAAGCUGCUUUUCUAAGUGACACAGAGGAUGAACUGACAGACUCUCAAAAGACCAGUAAACACUCUGAGGUCUACUCCGCCACUGUGCCCAGUAUAGACUCUGCCAUGAGCUCCUGGGAUGGCUCAGGGUUCGACGCAGGCUACAGCAGCCAAGCGACAUAUCUUCACAAAGCAUCUGAUAUCUUGUUCAAUCCAAAUGACUGGAGGCGCACCCAACACAGGAGCCAGACCAGCUCCAGCUCUGUGGGUCUGUCCCACCACACAGCGCUCUAUGACGGAAGAUUCACCGAAGAUGAGUGGGACAAGAUUCCUGGAUUCGUCAGUCCCCCUCGUUGCCAUGGUACCCUGAACCAGGAGGACAGCUUCUGGUCCCAGGCUCUGCAGGACCUUGAGACCUGUGGCCAGUCAGAGAUUCUCAGGGAACUGGAGGCAUCCAUGACAGGUAGCGCCCUUAGUCUGUAUCUAGAGGAGAGUAAAACCAAUGAAGACUCCAUGUUUCAGUCUGAAAUUAGUCCCAUCAAGAAGGAGAGAAUCCAUGUCGAGUCUAAGAUCAACAGCAACCUGAACAUGUCAACCGGUGCUAGAGAUGAACUGUCCAGGUCUAAAGGGGACACCACCGAUAGUCUGUCCCCGACUGCCCUUGAACUGCACAAGGUGACUAUCAGGAAGGACCUUGACAGCCAUGACUUUGGUUUCAGCGUAUCUGAUGGACUUCUGGAGAAAGGGGUUUACGUCAACAUGAUCCGCCCGGACGGCCCUGCUGACCAGGCCGGGUUGAAACCCUACGACCGCAUUCUCCAGGUGAACCGUGUCAGGACCAGGGACUUGGACUGUUGUCUAACUGUGCCUCUAAUUAUGGAGGCGGGAGAAUGCCUCAACUUGGUCAUUAGCAGGAAUCCACUGGCAGGAGACACUGGGCCGCCUGACGACUGUGACGAACCCUCAAACCCACUGUUCUGCUUCUCUGAACGCAGGACCAACAGCAUCGCUCUAUGAACACAGACAGAAAUUAGCUUUUAAAGUACUCUGCCGAGACCUCACACGAGUCCUUUCACACUCACGUACGUUCAUUACGCAGAGAACCCUCUCACAUGAACGAACUCACAGAAACAGCCAUCCCCACCGCCUGAACGUUACAAAUGCAUGUGUUCAGUACUGUCGGUUUUAGCCCCUGUGUUCACAUGAUGCUGUUCAGAGGAGGCUCUAGCCACAGGGCAGCCCACCACCCCCUCCCCUUUUCUCUCCAAAGGCAAAGCCACAUGUAGGAUUAUAUAACAGGGGGAGUCAUAGCUUCUGACUUAGCCAGGAUGUCAGUGCACAUGCCUCAACUCUUGGGGGGAUUCAAAUGCUGCACACACGCACUUCACAAAUUUAAUCUUUUGUUUUAAUGGGAUCUUUAUUCUCAUGAAGGAAACCAUUAUGUGGGUUUUUUUUGUUUUUCUCUGUCUCUUUCUGUUCCUCACUAAAGAACAUGCACACGAAAUGGUUUGUAUGCGUUUAACACGUGCGCACAGUCACUCAAGGGUGUUGGUGGAUUCAAGGUUCAGGGCACGUUGUGCUUGUUUCAGUUAUUUCAGCCACGUCUUGGCUCACUCCCCUCGUUUCCAGUUUCUCUUCUUCCACACCGCCUGCCCUAGGGAAGGGACACUGCCUCCGAAUAGACAGAAUACUUACAUCCAUUUGCCAAGUAUCAUUAAGGAUAUUUUAAAUCCCUUAUGUACCUUUAAUACCAGGAAUGCUUGUCCUUUUUGCCCUAUUACAGCCAGCCACUUACAGCACAUACUGUUUUCACUUUCAGCACUUCAUCGCUCACUUUCUUUUGGGUUCUGUGAUGUUUGCAUUCUCAGAUUACACACUUACACUUCUUCACAUCUUACUUUCAAUUUGUCAUUUACACCAAUCUGUUUUUGUAGUCAUGUUGCACCAGAGUGACUUCUAGGUAGAGUUUCUGUGAUAUCACUGAUGCUUCUUUAAGUCAAUCUCAUCUUUUGCCAAAUGCAGGAUGAAAUGCCUUUAAAGUUUUUUCAUUAUCCAGUACAUGACUGGUUGAAGCAUUAGAUGAGUGUUCCACAGUUGUGACUAUAUCUAUAAGCAUGUUAAGCAUGCGUAGAGUUCGUCCUCAGAGGGAGGCUCUGCAUAAUGAUGAAAUUAUUACAGGACUCUCAUGGUGCUCCAAAAGCAUCCUUGUGGAAAACUCCUGUUUUCGUGAUGACGGUAUGUUUUUAUGGAGUUGUCGUGCUGUAAAUCUGAACCGCUAACCCAGCUGCCUCAGUGGAAAUAAAUAUUUGUUUUAUUUCAUGUAUUGGCAGAUGUUCAAAUGUUGUAACAAAGUUGACCCAACCCAUCUAAAACUGCCUUCGAGGCUUGGGAUGGUAACUUUUACUUCAGACUACUGUCAUAGUAAACAGAGGCCUAUUUUUAAAGGUUUACAUUAUCACAUUAAUUUACUUUUCUGUACAUUGUCUCAUAGUAUUCAGUGUCGUUGGGUUUUUCUGGUACAUGCACAUGUAGUAUUUUUUGUAAGCUGUGAAACUGAAUGUGAUUGCUUAUUUUUUGGUUAUUUUUCACACCCUCCCCAAAAAACUCUAAAUAUGUCAGGAAUCAGCUCAAAGGGAAUUAAAAUAUGUAUGGGAUAUUCUUUUAUUUUUGUUAUUUAAUUUAUUAUAAUCUAAGAAAUGUAUUUCUUUUUAUGCAAAUAAAGUUAUCAAACCAGAG